CCGUGCUCGAUGCUGUUUCCGCACCAAGAGAGACUCUACCCCCGAAUCAAUCGCCGGUUAGGCACGCCGCCGAAGUGAGCAAUGCUCCACUGCCAUGAGACGGUCGAGGGGCUUCAGAUUGAUUCCUCGUGCACUGGCCGAACACCUUCGGGUCGGGAGCCAACCUAGCCGACAUUGGUGGAGUUUCCGGCCGCGCGACGCCCACGAGGUAUCAUGGAUUUGAUCACCUUAGAAGGUCCUCUUCCAUUCCUUCCAACUGAUGGUGCAGAUGCCCACUUCCAAAGUUUGUGUCAACCUUUUGAACAACAAAGACAACAAGAAGUCUUGUUUACAUCCCCUUCUACAUCAGCUUUGCUUCCAACUUCAUCCUAUUCUAUCGAUCAAUCUCUCUUGGUUGAUAUGACAAUUUCCGUAGCAUCAUUGAUGCAGACAUAUCAAGAAGAAAUGAACUGGUAUCUCCAAUUACAGAAUGAGAGGCUAGUGGAGUCACUUUUUGAGCAGAGAAAGCGGCAUGUGGAUUCUCUUUUGAAUAAUUUGCAAGCAAAGGCCGCCGUGCUACUUAAGGUGAAAGAAGAUAACCUCUCCAUUGCGAUCAUGAGACACCAAGAAUUAUGUGAGCGGCUAAAGAAGACUGAGGAGUCAAAAGAGUUAUGGGAAAGUAUUGCAAGGCAAAACGCCGCCCAGGUUUCAUCUCUUCGAAGGGUGCUUGAACAGAUACAACAACCUCAGUUCUCCUCUACGAACCCAGACACAGCAGUUGGCAUCAAUUCCACCUCACCAAUGGAAAUCAGAAAAGAAUUGAAGCCAGCAAAGGAUGGGGAUGACAAGGUCAUUAUCCAGUGCAGGUGUUGUGGUGCUCACAAUGCAUGCCAACUCCUCCUCCCUUGUCGUCAUCUUUGUACAUGCAAGCAAUGUACAGACAUCCUAGCUUCAUGCCCUGUUUGCAGCUCUAAGAUAAGAGGUAACGUGAAGGUCCUGUUUUGAUGUUGCAUCACUGACGCAUGAAUAAACGAUGCCAAAUCUCAUGGUUAAAGGUAGUGUCCUUGGUCUUUUGCAGUACGUUUAAGGUUCUUGAGUUUUUCUUCCAUACUGAAGUCGUGGUUUCCUGUACUUUGUCAUCAUCUUUUGGUAACUGAGCAUCUAAUAUAGCAUUACUGAAGUUGUUAUA
Zingiber officinale is the source of this 1168-nucleotide messenger RNA. Its product is annotated as probable BOI-related E3 ubiquitin-protein ligase 2. The transcript is spliced from 3 exons. Gene Ontology annotation, molecular function: ubiquitin-protein transferase activity. The record is from RefSeq and is a predicted model, not a curated record. The coding region runs from base 214 to 984 and encodes 256 amino acids. NCBI's taxonomy places the organism in Eukaryota, Viridiplantae, Streptophyta, Magnoliopsida, Zingiberales, Zingiberaceae.